Messenger RNA from Nerophis ophidion (straightnose pipefish), 5097 nucleotides. It is a transcript of the gene mmp13b, whose product is annotated as matrix metallopeptidase 13b. Gene Ontology annotation, biological process: proteolysis; extracellular matrix organization; collagen catabolic process. Gene Ontology annotation, cellular component: extracellular matrix. Gene Ontology annotation, molecular function: zinc ion binding; metalloendopeptidase activity. Bases 228 to 1607 code for a protein of 459 amino acids. NCBI's taxonomy places the organism in Eukaryota, Metazoa, Chordata, Actinopteri, Syngnathiformes, Syngnathidae. The transcript has 11 exons. The record is from RefSeq and is a predicted model, not a curated record.
UUAUUUAUGUGACCACUGCACCAUCCCUCAUGUCCCACCGUUAAAUGCAACAUCAGCAUGUGUUUGCUUCGGCGAACUCGGACAAACUUUAUCGUCACUCAAGAGGAAGUGGCUAGGUGCUUUCACAUGAAUCACUUGGAUCCCUUCAGGGGGGAAAAAAAGAGAGGCUAAAACAGUAUAAAUAACCCUCCGAGCAUCACAAUCUCAUUGACUGGAAGAUAACAAACAUGUUAUUUUGCCUCCUGCUGUUGUUGCCACUGGCUGCUCACUCCUCUCUGGCAGGAUCGCUGCCUUCUGAGGACCAGGUGAUAGCUGAGAAAUACCUGCGGCGUUUUUAUGGCCUUCCGGCUGGUCUCCAGGGUCGGCGGCGGUCUUCAGGAGACUUUAAGAGCAAGCUCAAGGAAAUGCAGAAAUUCUUCAAUCUUGAGGUGACUGGCAGUCUGGAUGACAACACGAUAGAGUUGAUGACUAAAGCGAGAUGCGGCGUCCCAGACAUUGGCGAAUACAACCACUUCCCUCGACACCUCAAGUGGAAAAACACCCAUGUGACUUUCCGGAUUUUAAAUUAUACUCCGGACCUGAGGAAGUCUGAUGUUGACCGAGCCAUCCGCACCGCGCUCAACGUUUGGUCCGAUGUGACCCCGCUGACCUUCAAGAAGCUGUACCGUGGCAACGCUGACAUCAUGAUCAGCUUUGGAAGGAAAGAACAUGGCGACUACAACCCUUUCGAUGGGCCUAACGGACUGCUGGCUCACGCCUAUCCGCCAGGCGAAGGCAUCGGAGGGGACACUCACUUUGAUGAGGAUGAACACUGGACUAAAGAUUCCUCAGCUUACAACCUUUUCAUAGUGGCGGCACAUGAGCUGGGCCACGCCCUCGGUAUGUCCCACUCCUCCGACCCAGGUGCCCUCAUGUACCCCAUCUAUACAUACGCGACAGGAUACCCCCUUGCUGAGGACGAUAUCGAAGGCAUUCAGGCCCUCUAUGGCCCUAAUCCAGACCACAGGAAAGUGAAACCCAAGCCGGACGCUCCCAAAAAAUGUGACCCCUCGUUGAGUUUUGACGCGGCGACGGAGCUCAGGGGAGAAACCUUCAUCUUCAAAGACAAGUUCUACUGGCGCCUUCAUCCCCAGAUGCACGAGCCCCAGCUGGCGCUGAUCAAGUCCACUUGGCCGUCCAUCCCCAACAAGGUGGACGCGGCGUACGAGAACCCAGCGAAGGAUCAGGUCAUGAUUUUUAGUGGUAUCCGUGUGUGGGCUAUGAAUGGAUACAACGUGGUGAAGGGUUACCCAAAGUACAUCCACACACUCGGACUUCCUAAGACCUUGAGGAACGUGGAUGCGGCUGUUCACAUCAGAGACACAGGGAAGACUCUCCUCUUUCAUGAUGAAGACUAUUGGAGUUAUGACGAAGCAUCAGGCACCAUGGAUAAGGGCUACCCACGGACAAUAGAAUCAGAUUUUCCAGGCAUGGACGACGAAGUUGACGCGGCCGUUUAUCACUACGGAUACUUGUAUUUCUUCCACGACAAUGUUCAGUUUGAAUACAGUUACCCAGCGAGGAAGGUCACACGCACCCUCAGAAUCAACUCCAUUCUCGGCUGCUGAUGCUGCUUAAGCCUUAGUGACCACGGAUACUGCAAUAAGAAACCAGUAAAUAUUCAGCUAAAUACUCAUCUAAACUACAAUUCACAAAAUAUGAAAUAAUCUCCAUAGCCGAAUGGCUAAAAGACCUCCCAAGACAACAUUUCAAAGUGUUGUUAUUGAUUGAUUGAAACUUUUUUAGUAGAUUGCACAGUACAGUACAUAUUCCAUAGAAGUGACCACUAAAUGGUAACACCCGAAUAGGUUUUUCAACUUGUUUAAGUCCACGUUAAUCAAUUCAUGGUAGGGGUUGCUAAAACCUCCAUUUUUUUGUAGCGUGGAUGCCAACCUAUUCUGCAGAAAUGUAAUCGAACACUUGUUCUUAAAUGGGUUUGUUUAUUUGGUAGGUUUCAUUCAAUAGCUCUGGAAAUACUGAUUUAAGAGUGAUCACAAGUAUAACUUUUAAAAUGAAGCCAGGAUUAUGAAAAUACACCUACUUCAAAUUAUUUUGCAAACGUAAUAGGAUAAACUUUUAUUUAUCCCACAAUGGGGAACACGUGCUGAACCAGGGGUUUUUUAACCUUCUGACGUAGGGCCCCGACCUUUACACUACAUUUGGGCCCGAGGCCCACUCAAAAAUUAACACUGAAUUAGUAACAUUACUCUUGAUUUUAAUCGUAUUCAAUAAUUAUAUCUAACCUCCCUACAGUUGACAACAUUGUCAAAUGAUAUGAAACCACGUGUUGAUCACAAAUAUUAUUUUCAAGGCUUAGGCCAGGCUGAUUGGAAAAUAGUACAAAAUAUACUGAAAAAGGGGCUCAUAAACUGCUGAAAAAUACCUAAAAUUAUGUAGUGCUGAAAUAAGUAAACUAAAAUAAUAAUAAAUAUGUUCAAACUAAACUGUUAAGAACAUUUAAGUGCAAAUGAACAUACAGCUUUAUCACUUUCGCCAUAUUUUUUCGCUUAAACUUCUCAAUGACUUUAACUCUGGACUUCUUCUGUUUGUUUGAUGUUGUCAUUACUGCCACAAGUGGUGGGAAAGUGUAUCGCAACUGUGUACCUGCAGAUGAAAAACAUAUAUUUUUUGGCGGUCCUCGAGAUGGCGCUGGCGACCCAACAAUAAACACUGUGCUUAACAGUAUAACGGAAAGAAAGUCCUAUGAAUGUAAUAUAAAAUGAACAGUGCUGGACACAGAAAAUUUCUUCUUAUUUUUGUUAUUUAUUUUCUUGGGUUUUGUUUCCUCGUGUUUCACUGCAAGUUUGCCCAGCUGGCCUGUAAGCUUAGUUUUUAUAGUUUAAGUCAGACCUGGGCAAAUUAAGGCCCGGGGGCCACAUGCGGCCCGUUAAGCAUACCCGAAUAUUUUUUUUAGAUCUUUAAGAUAGAAAGUGGUGCUGCCAUUAUGAUAUGCAGUCAUGUUUUCUAAGUCUUCAACUAUACAAAGUAUUUCAUUAGUUGGAAUAUGUGCUUAUGGAUGCUAUACCAGUUACUAUGGUAAUCUAAUUAGUUACUAUGGUAUUCUAAUUAGUUACUAUGGUAAUCUACUUCACAGCAGCUCAAACGAGGCACCAAGCAGUGUAGGCGGGAAGCGUUUCCACAGACACGGAAGGAGAUUUUCACAACAAAGUACCCUUUGCGUUCAUAUUUCACAGUUUGUUGCAUUUUUGUUGUGUUUCACUUGAUUUUAAAAUGUGUCGAUCAAAAGGGGGUGUGACAUUCAUAUGUUGUCAAUAUUCAGUGUUUUAUCGUUCAUAUAAAAAUGUAAAAUUACAUUACAUUUUUAAGGCGGUUUGUCAUAACGUUUUUAGCAUCAAUCAGACAUUAUUGGGAGGUUUUGUUUUAGUGUUCCUAAAAAUAGAUAUACCGGCCCCCAGACACAUUGUUUUCUCUAAAUGUGGGCCCCAAGGCAAAAUAAUUGCCCAGGCCGGGUUUAAGUAAUAAUUAAUUGUUUUUUAUUUGGCCUCUCAUGUGAUUUUAACACUAUUUGUUGUCAGUGUUAAGUAAAAUGACUUGACAUAUUUUACUUACUGCAGACCCUCUUGAAAACCCUUUCAGGGAAUUCUAAUUGAUCGUAAUUUCUAAUGCAAUAAAAAAAAAUACUUCUAAGCAUUUUUUUUUGUUUACACAUAUUUAAGGUAAAACAUGGGUUAUAGCAGUGGUUCUCGCCUUUUUUUCAGUGAUGUACCCCCUGUGAACAUUUUUUUAAUUCAAGUACCCCCUAAUCAGAGCAAAGCAUUUUUGGUUGAAAAAAAAGAGAUAAAGAAGUAAAAUACAACACUAAGUCAUCAGUUUCUGAUUUAUUAAAUUGUAUAACAGUGCAAAAUAUUGCUCAUUUGUAGUGGUCUUUCUUGAACAAUUUGGGAAAAAAAGGUAUAAAAAUAACAAAAAACUUGUUGAAAAAUAAACAAGUGAUUCAAUCAGUAAUCAAUAUUUAACAUAUAUAUAUAUAAUAUAUACCAUCAAUAUUUAUGGAACAUGUCCACAAAAAAUCUAGCUGUCAACACUGAAUAUUGCAUUGUUGCAUUUCUUUUCACUGUUCAUGAACUUACAUUCAUAUUUUGUUGAAGUAUUAUUCAAUAAAUAUAUUUAUAAAGGAUUUUUGAUUUGAUAUUUUUAGAAUAUACGCGCCCCCCCAUUUGAGAACCACUCAGUUAUAGGACUUUUGAUUAAGUAUAGGUACUGUACAUGCAAACAUUUCCUCUAGAGGGCGCUCUAAUGCAUAUUUUGAUACCAUGAAAAAAAAAGCCAUGAUGAUGCCCAGUUUUGACCCUCUUGUCUGUUGGUAGCCUCUAAUAUGUAACCGGAAAUAUUAGUGUGGAUCCAGUCUGUAUAGAGGCUCUUAUGAAAGACAAGGGAAAAAGCAAUAAAAGGAGCCAACAUCCUUUUGAAAACAGUCCCGCCUCGUGAUCGCUGAUGGAAAACAGAUGGAGACGAUAAAUGAAUCACAAUACUGAAUCAAUUUUCCUCUUGGAAACUCCCUCCUGAGGUCACCACUAUGGAAGCUGACACAUAUGAUGCAAGACUCCCCACACAAUCAAUGUAUGUGAUAUCUUGUUCAUUCCCUUCACUGGAUUUACUUACACACAUGGCCUCAAAGUUGGCGUCGAUGCGUCCCCCCCAGACAAGUUAGACCAAGGUUACACUAGGUUAGGUUUUGCUAUUUUAAGUGAACUGACAUUUGCAGAACCCCUUGAGUAAAAAAAUUGCGAUGACUGAAUGAGCAAAAUUCACGAGAAAAGAUAUACAGUCAGGAAAAGGGAGCGGCAACAGCAUGGGGUGGAUUACAGUAUGUCCUAGUCGAAUGACACAAUGGAAAGUUUUUUUUUUUAAUUGGUUUCCACAAAGUAUUGUAGUGUGUGAAGGAUAAAGGGAGCUAAAUUGUCACAGUUUACGACCAUGUGUGGGACCUUUUGAGUCUAAUGUUGAAAAAAAAACACAUUCAAAAUGACCUGUUUUUGAAUCAAAAUGAUCUUCUAUUGUAUUACGGUGAUAAUAAACUUUUGUGAUUAAAUCAAA